Molecule: messenger RNA, 2456 nt
Organism: Lactuca virosa
Lineage: Eukaryota; Viridiplantae; Streptophyta; Magnoliopsida; Asterales; Asteraceae
Source: the annotation of a GenBank genome assembly
AUUACAGGGGGCCUCUCAUCUUUCGCUUUCUUUACCCCGGCCUGUCAGCACCGCCACCUGUUCCCUCUGCAGAUUUUCCCCACUCUCUCUCUUUAUACUAACCAACUGCUUUACAGCUCCUUUGUUUUCAUCCAUCCUAAACAUUUAUGUAUGCAUCAUAUACAAUUAAAUUAUACAUACACCACCACCACCUUCUUUUGGAAGUUUCAACAGCUGAUUUUUGAUGAAAAAAGCUACUCUUUCAGUCGUACUCCUCUACACUCACCAUUUCUCUGAAAAAGCUCUACUUUUUUCAGACUGAGAGAGAGAGAGAAGUUUUUACCAGUGGGUGGGGGUUAUAACUUAUAGCUUCUUUUUGUGUUCAUAAUGUUGAUGAAAUAGUGUUUGUGAUUGGUCAAAUUAGGAGGUUUGAUUUUGUGUUGAUUUGGGUUUGGAUUCUGUGAUGAUGUGUGGCUUAAUUGAUCUGAACACCAUUAACGACGAUACUGACGAGGUUGCGGGGUCUUUGGUUCUUGAUUCUCCAUCUUCGUCGGAUUCGUAUGCAUCUCCGACCUCGGAGUUGUCUCUGUUGUCGUCUUCUCCGGUGCUCUGUAGUUUGGAGUUGUGGCACGCGUGUGCUGGACCUCUAAUUUCGUUGCCGAAGAAAGGGAACGCCGUCGUUUACUUCCCACAAGGUCACCUAGAACAACUACGCAUCUAUGAUUCUCCGGCCAUCUCCGGUGUCCAUCUCCCUCCCCACGUUUUUUGCCGUGUCACCGACGUUAAGCUUCACGCCGAAUUAAGAUCCGACGAUGUGUAUGCUCAAGUUUCACUGAUUCCCGAUGUUCAGCUGGAGAAGAAAUGGGGUGAAACAGAGGUUGAAGAGGACGACAACGGAGGUCUCGAUGAAAAACCAUCAACACCCCACAUGUUCUGCAAAACCCUCACUGCUUCCGAUACCAGCACCCAUGGCGGAUUCUCUGUCCCACGUCGGGCUGCAGAAGAUUGCUUCCCUCCUCUGGAUUAUAAACAGCAAAGACCUUCACAAGAACUUGUAGCUAAAGAUCUCCAUGGAACGGAAUGGAAGUUCCGCCAUAUCUAUCGAGGCCAACCACGGCGGCAUCUGCUAACCACCGGUUGGAGUGGUUUCGUGAACAAGAAGAAGCUUGUAUGUGGAGAUGCUGUUCUUUUUCUCAGGGGUGAUGAUGGGGUACUCAGGCUGGGUAUCCGGCGAUCAGCACAAGUAAAAACCGCACCUUGUUUCCCGGCGACCUACCGCCCCCAGUUAAACGAUUUCACCACCGUCGUCAACUCCAUUUCACAGAGUACUGUCUUCAAUGUCUCCUACAACCCAACCGCUUCUUCCAGGGGUGGCGUAUCAGAAUUCAUUCUACCAUAUCACCAAUUUAUGAAGAGUCUUCUUCCCAACAAAUUCUCACCUGGAAUGAGGUUUAAUCUUCGUGUUGAAACAGAAGAUGCAGGGGAGAGAAAACGUACAGGGAUGAUAACUGGGAUUAGCGAUGUGGACCCUGUCAAGUGGCCCGGAUCGAAAUGGAAAUGUCUGAUGGUGAGGUGGGAUGGUGUGGAAGCUACAACAAGGCAAAACAGAGUUUCUCCAUGGGAGAUUGAGCGGUGUAGCUUGGUUUCCAGAGCCGAUAGCAAUUUGUCACCCAUUGCGAAAAGGAUGAAAACUGGUUUUCCGCCCAUUUUUCACGUGCCCAAAGAUGUUGCAUCAGGAGGAGGAGCAUCGGACUUUGAGAAAUCUAUGCGAUUUCAAAAGGUCUUGCAAGGUCAAGAAAUUUUCGGUUAUAAUCAUAUAUCCUCAUUAAGGAAUAAUCUUAGCAACCUCAUUGGCAUAGGCUAUAGUAACCCAUUCCAAUUCAACGAGGUCUUGCAAGGUCAAGAAAUAUUUUUGAAACCACAAUUCGGGCACUCUUCCGUUCCACCUUACAAAAAUGCAAUCCCUCAAUAUCCUUUCUCAAAUCCUAUACACAUUUCCCAUAAUUUAAAGGCACCCAAUUUCCCCGGGCCAUAUUUCGGGCACCAUAAUAGCCAUAACCAACAUGCUCCAUCAGAAAUUGGGCAACAAGAAUCGGUUUCAAAGUGUAAAGAUAGUUGUAGACUCUUUGGUUUUUCAUUGACCGAAGGUUUGACUCAACCUGCAACAAGUUACGUUAAGAAAGGUUCUCUUCUUGUAGAUGGUGAGGAACAAGUGAAUCCAAAAAGGCACCAUGAACAAACAGAAGCUUGGGGAGCAUUUUCAAUGGCUGGUAUUGGUAAUGUGGUUGAGUUUUAGAAAAGGUUUUUGGUAUUGGUAGGUAGGUGUAGUGGAUGUUAUGAGUAGUAGAAAAACGUUGAGGUAGGAAUUGCAGCCUAAAAGCAAAAGGCUGCUAAAAGUUUGUAUUUUGAUCAUUCCUUAAACUUGAAUUAACGUAUAAUUCAAAUGUUUUGAGAUUUCUUAAAAAAGACAAAUAAGG